AUGUCUUUCCAUUUGGAUCGAACAUACGGACUGAAAGCCGAUUAUUGGUAUCAUCCAGAGGUUUGUUUUGUCCUUUUCUCAUCAGAAAAUAUCCAAAUUCUCAGACGGACUUGUCGGAGACCGCUCAGAAACUGUUUUUCAAGUCGCUGCCAGACAAUGAGACGCAGGAUUUCCUCGACCGCUCCAACAACAUUGCUACCAAUUACUUCUGGCAGGUUGGUACACUCAAUUUCUACCGGAAAUAGACAAUUUCUGCCGUUUCAGACUAUCCGCAAUUUGGGAGUAAUGCUGCUCUCCACUAUCUACUCAAAAACCGACAUCAACGGAAUGACUGGCUUCGGAAACAUGUUCUUGUUCAGCGAACAGCAACUUGCCAAGUUUCUGAACAUUGAGCAGGGCACUUGGUCUCCAGUUGACAAGAAAGUUCUCGAUUUGGGUGCCGGAAAUGGAGAUAUCACCGAGCACAUGCGUCCAUUCUUCCAAGAUGUGUAUGCGACGGAAUUGUCGUCGGUUGGUGCCCGAAAGUUGUUAUCCUUUUCAAUAAUCGAUUCAGAAAAUGAGAAAACGGCUCAGCUCCAAGGGAUUUGCACUUGUUGAUGCCGUCGAAUGGGCGAACACUGAUGUAAAGUUCGAUCUGAUCACCGCAUUCAACCUUCUCGACAGGUAGAGUUAGAAAAGUCCAAAACACAUCAGAUUAGGACCUUAGAAAGUGUCUGUGAGCAAUCUUUGACUAGGUGUUUUGAAAAACCAACUCACCGUUUCAAUUUCACACUUUUCAGACAUUACUCUCCGUCGAAGCUUCUCCAGGACCUCUGGAAUGUGGCGCACCGCUCCAACUGCAACGUGAUUGUCUCGCUCGUGCUUCCGGUCAGUCAUUACGUCGAGUUUAACCCGAAUGGAACCAGCACUCGUCCAGGUGAGCGAUUUCGUCCGUCAGUUGGGUAAUCGAGAUAAUAUGGUUCAGAAAACUUCCUGAAUGUUCAAGGACGCUUGUACGCCGACCACGUUCAUCAGAUGAUCAUCAAUGUUUUCACGCCGGCUAAUUUCGAAGUGGUCAGAUGGACCAGAUUGCCGUACCUCUGCGAGGGUGACAUGAGAUACGUAAGUACAUGAAAUUUAAAGGAAAGUAAUUUUUUUCUCAUGUAUUGCAGCCUGCCUACUACCUUCCGGACGCAGUCUUCCUCCUGAAACCCGUGGAGCCUAAACCGACCACCGUCACUCCAAAAGCGACAGAAGAGAAAACUACUUCUCCACAAACUGCUUCCGCACCCACUCAUUCUGAUCUUUAG
This is a messenger RNA of Caenorhabditis sp. 36 PRJEB53466, 1289 nucleotides long. The record is from the annotation of a GenBank genome assembly. Lineage: Eukaryota; Metazoa; Nematoda; Chromadorea; Rhabditida; Rhabditidae.